Carlito syrichta (Philippine tarsier) is the source of this 1879-nucleotide messenger RNA. RefSeq names its product astrotactin-2. The record is from RefSeq and is a predicted model, not a curated record. The coding region runs from base 65 to 1879 and encodes 604 amino acids. NCBI's taxonomy places the organism in Eukaryota, Metazoa, Chordata, Mammalia, Primates, Tarsiidae. Gene Ontology annotation, biological process: neuron migration; neuron cell-cell adhesion. The transcript has 12 exons.
GCUGAAAAGCCCAGUGAACAAGACAGCCCUGACACUGAUUGCUGUGAGCUCCUGCAUCCUGGCCAUGGUGUGUGGCAGCCAGAUGUCCUGUCCACUCACUGUGAAGGUGACUCUGCAUGUGCCUGAGCACUUCAUUGCAGAUGGGAGCAGCUUCGUGGUGAGUGAAGGCAGUUACCUGGAUAUCUCCGACUGGUUAAACCCAGCCAAGCUGUCCCUCUAUUACCAGAUCAACGCCACCUCCCCCUGGGUGAGGGACCUCUGUGGACAGAGGACAACAGAUGCCUGUGAGCAGCUCUGUGACCCAGAAACUGGAGAGUGCAGCUGUCACGAAGGCUACGUCCCUGACCCCAUUCACAAACACCUCUGUAUGCGUAGUGACUGGGGACAGAGUGAAGGGCCUUGGCCUUAUACAACACUUGAGAGGGGCUAUGAUCUGGUGACAGGGGAGCAAGCCCCCGAAAAGAUUCUCAGGUCUACUUUCAGCUUGGGCCAAGGCCUCUGGCUUCCUGUCAGCAAAAGUUUUGUGGUUCCGCCGGUGGAGCUGUCCAUCAAUCCCCUGGCCAGUUGCAAGACCGAUGUACUUGUCACAGAAGACCCUGCAGAUGUCAGGGAAGAAGCGAUGCUGUCCACGUACUUUGAAACCAUCAAUGACCUACUAUCCUCCUUUGGACCAGUUCGUGACUGCUCUCGGAACAAUGGGGGUUGUACACGCAACUUCAAGUGUGUGUCUGACCGCCAGGUGGACUCGUCGGGAUGUGUGUGCCCUGAGGAGCUGAAGCCCAUGAAGGAUGGCUCUGGCUGCUACGACCACUCCAAAGGCAUCGACUGCUCCGAUGGCUUUAAUGGUGGCUGUGAGCAACUUUGCCUGCAGCAGACACUGCCUUUGCCCUAUGAUGCCACCUCCAGCACCAUCUUCAUGUUCUGCGGUUGUGUGGAGGAGUACAAGCUGGCACCUGAUGGAAAAUCUUGCCUGAUGCUCUCAGAUGUCUGUGAAGGCCCCAAGUGCCUUAAACCUGACUCCAAAUUCAACGACACCCUCUUUGGAGAGAUGCUACAUGGUUAUAACAACCGGACACAGCAUGUGAACCAAGGCCAAGUCUUCCAGAUGACCUUUAGGGAGAACAACUUCAUCAAGGACUUUCCCCAGUUGGCCGACGGGCUGUUGGUGAUCCCACUGCCGGUGGAGGAGCAGUGCCGGGGGGUCCUAUCUGAGCCCCUCCCGGACCUCCAACUGCUCACUGGAGAUAUCAGGUAUGACGAGGCCAUGGGCUACCCCAUGGUACAGCAGUGGAGGGUCCGGAGCAACCUCUACCGUGUGAAGCUCAGCACUAUCACCCUCUCAGCAGGAUUCACCAAUGUGCUCAAGAUCUUGACCAAGGAGAGCAGUCGGGAGGAGCUGCUGUCCUUCAUCCAGCACUAUGGCUCCCACUACAUCGCAGAGGCCCUCUACGGCUCAGAGCUCACCUGCAUCAUCCACUUUCCCAGCAAGAAGGUCCAGCAGCAGCUGUGGCUCCAGUAUCAGAAAGAAACCACAGAGCUGGGCAGCAAAAAGGAGCUCAAGUCCAUGCCUUUCAUCACCUACCUCUCAGGUCUUUUGACAGCCCAGAUGCUGUCAGACGACCAGCUCAUCUCAGGUGUGGAGAUUCGCUGUGAGGAGAAGGGCCGUUGUCCAUCGACCUGCCACCUUUGCCGCCGGCCAGGCAAGGAGCAACUGAGCCCCACGCCAGUGCUGCUGGAAAUUAACCAUGUAGUACCACUUUACACCGUCAUCCAAGACAAUGGCACAAAGGAGGUGAGCUCCCCUGGCCCAGUGAAACUUUAUCAGCCCUCCUACCUUCUGCCCUUGUGGACCCGGCAGCAGCAGCAUGGUGAUAACUAG